UGAGACAUCCCAAAGCCCUUAACACUCCAGAUAUUAAACGUCCUCCUGGACAUUUUGCCAGUUUGCAAAGAUUACACAAAAAUGGACUAUAAAUUCAAAAUUUAUGCAAGCUGUGUGGCUUGAUGCAGACUAACUUGCUCUUAAAAUGGAGGACAUGAAAUUAGCAAGACACUGCGAGAAGUGAAUGAAGCUAGAGUAAACUUCUGAAAAGCUGUGUAUCUAAUAAUCACAGAACAUUGCUUUUCUGUCUUACAUUCUUCUAACAAACUUUGGUUCUGAGGCUUUUUGUCCUGUGAGGCAGUCACAGAGGUUUUGUGGGCUUUUUGGUCAGAAAAAAAGAAACUUUCCUGCCCACAGCAGCUGGUUGAGAUUAGGACAGUUUCCUGCCUGAGGAAGGAACAGGAAGAGAAAGGAGGAAGAAAUGCAUAAGACGACUGAGGAGACAGUAAACAUCUCAUAGUUUGAGAACAGGAAAUGCUGUGAGCUUUCCCCUUGUCCUCUCCUAGCAAGAUCAGAAGUAUCAGAAUUUAGGCAAGGAACAAAAGAAUGCCUUGAAGAAAUAAUCAGGAAGCAAAACUUAGCUGAAAAUCUCUCCUUUGUGUAUUCUCCGACCCCACUCAUCCCACCCUGCACUUACCUUGUUUAUCUCCUCCAAGUCUGCUGGGGACACUGGAGCAGACAGGUGUUGUCCCAUCCUGAUUGUCCAUUUUCUAUCCCAUUGCUGGUUAUCUGUGCAAGUGUAUCUGUGUGUAUGUGUGUGUAUAUGUGUGUGUAUGUGUGUGUGUGUGUUGAAUCUCCCUAGGUCAAAAUACUUGUAACCAGAUGUAUCAGCGUCCCACCCAAAUCCAGAACCCUCCUGACUAUCACUGUUUUUAUCAUAUGGAAGUCAUCCUCAAUCUCUGUCUACCUUCCUUGUAAAGCCUAGUUUUCCUCUGCCUCGUGGUCCAGAGGAAGGCGUUCUUAACUUCGGAUUCAUGAACCCCCCAGAAUUAUUGUGUGUGCAUUCAUUUUUCUGGGACUAAAGUGGGUUGAAAAUUUUUAUUAGCUUGUCGUGGGAGUCUAUGAAUCCCAAAGGUUAAGAACCACCUGUCUGAGAAUAUGGUUCCAGCUAUUUCCUCAUCCCAAGCCAGGUUAGGAACCUCUGGGCAAAUAGAAGAGUGUCCCCUAAUUAUCCCCUUCUCCAGGAUGUGGGGGCUCAAGGUUCUACUACUGCUGCCUGUGGUGAGCCUUGCUCUGUACCCCGAGGAGAUGCUGAACACCCAGUGGGAGCUAUGGAAGAAGACCUACAGAAAGCAGUAUAACAGCAAGGUGGAUGAAGUCUCUCGGCGUUUAAUUUGGGAAAAAAACCUGAAGCAUAUUUCCAUCCAUAAUCUCGAGGCCUCUCUUGGUGUCCAUACAUAUGAACUGGCCAUGAACCAUUUGGGGGAUAUGACCAGUGAAGAAGUGGUUCAGAAGAUGACUGGACUCAAAAUACCCCCCUCUCAUUCCCGCAGUAAUGACACCCUCUAUAUCCCAGACUGGGAAGGCAGCCCAGACUCUAUUGAUUAUCGGAAGAAGGGAUAUGUUACUCCUGUCAAAAACCAGGGUCAGUGUGGUUCCUGUUGGGCUUUUAGCUCUGUGGGUGCCCUGGAGGGCCAACUCAAGAAGAAAACUGGCAAACUCUUAAAUCUGAGUCCACAGAACCUGGUGGACUGUGUGUCUGAGAAUGAUGGCUGUGGAGGGGGCUACAUGACCAAUGCCUUCCAGUAUGUGCAGAAGAACCGGGGCAUUGACUCUGAAGAUGCCUACCCGUAUGUUGGACAGGAUGAAAGUUGUAUGUACAACCCAACAGGCAAGGCAGCUAAGUGCAGAGGGUACAGAGAGAUCCCUGAGGGAAAUGAAAAAGCCCUGAAGAGGGCAGUGGCCCGAGUGGGACCCGUCUCUGUGGCCAUUGAUGCAAGCCUGACCUCCUUCCAGUUUUACAGAAAAGGUGUGUAUUACGAUGAAAACUGCAAUAGUGAUAAUCUGAACCAUGCAGUUUUGGCAGUGGGAUACGGGAUCCAGAAGGGAAACAAGCACUGGAUAAUUAAAAACAGCUGGGGAGAAAACUGGGGGAACAAAGGCUAUAUCCUCAUGGCCCGGAAUAAGAACAACGCUUGUGGCAUUGCCAACCUGGCCAGCUUCCCCAAGAUGUGACUUCAGCCAGGCAACCCCAUCCUGCUCUUCCAUUCCUUCCACAAUGGUGCAACAUACUGAUAUACCUUGGAAGGGAAUUGGUGUGCCUUUCUUGAAGAAGAUGUAAUGAUACAGAGAUUGUCUGUUCAGUUUCCAUGUUUGUUUGUGCUUCAAGUGACACUCCUACUACUUUUCUUCUCUCCACCCAAGGUCUUUAUUUUUUCAUUAGAAAUAGGAAAUUUCCCUAACAGGUAUGCAUUCUUAGGCUAAGAGAUGUGACCACAACCUGCCCUGACUGUGUUGUCCUGGGGCCAAUGCUGUGUAAAUAGAGGCUAGAGAUCUUCAGCUAGGCUAGAUUCUCAUUCACAGGGACUAGUUAGCUUUAACCACUCUAGAGGACUAAGGUGACCUGACUUCUCAGUCUCCACAUUUACUUCUAUAUCUUCAAGGUAGAAAUUCCACCCCAUUAAUAAAUCUAUUCAUGAAUCUUUGGUACAAGGUUACAUGAUACAACAAAUGUGUUUUGUUUUUCCUUCUUUGCAUUUAUAAAGUAAACUGUAUUUAUCGCUUAUCUCUAAUUAUCUAAUUAUCUCUAAUUUAAUAAAUAGCUAUUUAGUAAACGUUCAUUUUGUGUCAGAUACCAUGCUAGGUGCUGGAGACAAAAAGAUGAACAAAACAUAUUCCUUAUAUGUGAUGUGCUCACAAUUUGUCUGGAGAUUCUGCUGCAUAAACAAUUUGUCCUAAUUCAUUUAUUUGUUCAUUCCUUCAACAUUUUUAUUAUUUUUUUAAUAGAUCUUUAUUGGAGUAUAAUUGCUUCACAAUACUGUGUUAGUUUCUGUUGUACAACAAAGUGAAUUAGCCAUAUGCAUACAUAUAUCCCCAUAUCCCCUCCCUCUUGAGCCUCCCUCCCACCCUCCCUAUCCCACCCCUCUAGGUCGUUGCAAAGCACCGAGCUGAUCUCCCUGUCCUAUGCUGCUGCUUCUCACUAGCUAACUAUUUUACAUUUGGUAGUGUAUAUAUGUAGAUGCUACUCUCACUUCACCCCAGCUUCCCCCUCUCCCGCUGUGUCCUCAAGUCCAUUCUCUAUGUCUACGUUUUUAUUCCUGCCCUGCAGGUUCAUCAGUGAGAUGAACAUUUUUUUUUUUUUAGGUUCCAUAUAUAUGUGUUAGCCUAAGGUAUUUGUUUUUCUCUUUCUGACUUCAGUCUGUCUGACAGACUCUAGGUCCAUCCACCUCACUACAAAUAACCCAAUUUCAUUUCUUUCUACGGCUGAGUAAUAUUCCAUUGUAUAUAUGUGCCACUUGUUCUUUAUCCAUUCAUCUGUUGAUGGACAUUUACAACCAACAUUUUUAAAGUGCUUAGUCAGUAUUAAGAAUUGUACUAAGAGACUGGUUCAAGAUGGUGGAGUAGAAGGACGUGUGCUCACUCCCUCUUGCGAGAGCACCGGAAUCACAACUAACUGCUGAACAAUCAUCGACAGGAAGACAGUGGAACUCACCAAAAAAGAUACCCCACAUCCAAAGACAAAGGAGAAGCCGCAAUGAGACAGUAUCAAGAGCUGCACUGGGGUCUAAAGAUUCUUCUCAACUACUCCUGUUCCUUUUCCCAUUACCCUUCAGAAGCACUGACCCCCAGUAAUUGUCUUGCACUUCUAAUUCCCUCUUGGUGUCUGCUUCUUGGAGGACCUGAACAGACAUAGCCUAUAAAUAACAGAAGACUAGUAUCUAGAACGUAUAUGUAAAAACAAAUAAACUACAGAUUGAUGAGAUAAAAACAAAUAAUAGAAAAUUAGGCAAAAGACACAAACAGGCAAUCCACAGAAGAAAUCUAAAAAGCCAAUGAAUACAGGAAAAGAUGCCUGAUCUCAUAGAGAAAGCCAGGGCGUUGCAACGAAAACCCAAAGCAGCUAAACAAACAAAUAAAUAAAUAAAUAUAUUUU
Molecule: messenger RNA, 4093 nt
Organism: Lagenorhynchus albirostris (white-beaked dolphin)
Lineage: Eukaryota; Metazoa; Chordata; Mammalia; Artiodactyla; Delphinidae
Gene: CTSK
Product: cathepsin K
Exons: 7
Coding region: 1099-2175 (358 amino acids)
Biological process (GO): immune response
Cellular component (GO): lysosome
Molecular function (GO): cysteine-type endopeptidase activity
Source: RefSeq, a predicted model, not a curated record